Messenger RNA from Rangifer tarandus platyrhynchus (Svalbard reindeer), 1011 nucleotides. The record is from the annotation of a GenBank genome assembly. NCBI's taxonomy places the organism in Eukaryota, Metazoa, Chordata, Mammalia, Artiodactyla, Cervidae.
AUGGAGGACCCCUGGGGACCCGGGGAGGACCCCGAGGACUCGCGGAGGACCCCUGAGGACCUGCAGAGGACCCCUGGGGACCCGGGGAGGACCCCGAGGGUGCGCGGAGGACCCCUGAGGACCCGUGGAAGACCUCUGAGGACCCGCGGAGGACCCCGAGGACCCGGGGAGGACCCCUGGGGACCUGAGGAGGACCCCUGGGGACCCACGGAGGACCCCGAGGACCCGGGGAGGACCCCGAGGACCCGCGGAGGAGGCGGCCAUCUGCGAGCCCCGGGACCAGCCCUGCGACACCCUGCUCUUGGACAUCCAGCCUCUGGACCUUUGAGAAAAUGGAGAUCUGCUGCCUCAGUUCCCGUCUGGGGUACUUUGCCGCGGUCUGGUGGGUGCCCUGUUACAGGUGAAAAGCCCAAGGCUGCGGAGGCGAUAAGAAAUGCACCCAGGCUCACGAGGCUGGUGAGUGGCUGGGGCGGGGAGCCUGACCCACACUCCGUCCCCCAGCUCUUCCCACCGAGUUCUUGGGAAGAAGGGGCAUUGUCCUCUCUCCCUGCCCCCGCAAUCCCCGUGAGGAAGGGGCCUGGCCUCCGACGCGGCUGCGGUCAGGGGCUGCCCAGGCCCCGCCCCCGUGGUGGGGGGGCCGCAGGCGGAACGCUGGGGACUCGGGAGCCGCCACCUGCCUCUAGUGCUCAGCUGACUAGUGGGGUCCAGCCCAGCACCCAGGCCCCUUUCCCCGACCACCUCCCCGACCCUCAGCCCUGCGGGCCCAGGCUCUGCCUGCACAGGCGCUCCAUCCGCCUGGGGCCUCCACACAGCUGCCCCGCACCCGCCCCAGGAGCAGGGACGGCCGGUGAGCCUGGAGCUCCGCUCAAGAGGGCCUGGCACAUGGUCUGUCAGGACAGAGAGACAUGUGUGAUUCGGAGCAGAGGGCUCGGAGGGAGAGCCUGGGCUCGCAGCCGGGAGGCCAGGGGAAGCGCCUUCUCCCCGCGAUGCUGCGGGCAGAACUCGCUGUGA